AUGACUGAGCCGGUUCAAUGGGCCAGAUACCACUGGCAGCGGCUGAUGGGCAGUCCCAACAGGGAGGAGGAUGAGAGGCCGUACAGCUAUUCCUCGCUGCUUGCCUGCGGAAGCAAGUCCUCUCAGACCCCGAGACUGGCAGGAAGGCACCGGGUGGUUGUUCCCCACCUCCAGCCCUUCAAGGAAGAGUAUGAAAAGUUCUCUGGGACCUACGUGAAUAACCGAAUACGAACGACGAAGUACACGCUUCUGAAUUUUGUGCCAAGAAAUUUAUUUGAACAAUUUCACAGAGCCGCCAAUUUAUAUUUCCUGUUUCUAGUCGUCCUGAACUGGGUGCCUUUGGUAGAGGCCUUCCAAAAGGAAAUUACGAUGCUGCCUCUGGUGCUGGUCCUUACCAUCAUCGCAAUUAAAGAUGGCUUGGAAGAUUACCGAAAAUACAAAAUUGACAAGCAGAUCAACAACUUAUUAACCAAAGUUUACAGUAGGAAAGAGAAAAAAUACCUUGAUUGCUGCUGGAAAGAUGUUACUGUUGGGGAUUUUAUUCGCCUUUCCUGUAACGAGGUCAUUCCUGCAGAUAUGGUCUUACUCUUUUCCACCGAUCCAGAUGGGAUCUGUCAUAUUGAGACUUCUGGGCUUGACGGAGAGAGCAAUUUAAAACAGAGGCAGGUGGUUCGGGGAUACGCAGAGCAGGACUCUGAAGUUGAUCCUGAGAAAUUCUCCAGUAGGAUAGAAUGUGAAAGUCCAAACAAUGACCUCAACAGAUUCCGAGGCUUCCUGGAACAUUCCAACAAAGAACGCGUGGGUCUUGGGAAAGAAAAUCUAUUGCUCAGAGGAUGCACCAUUAGAAACACAGAGGCCAUUGUGGGCAUUGUGGUUUAUGCAGGCCAUGAAACCAAAGCCAUGCUGAACAACAGCGGCCCCAGGUACAAGCGCAGCAAAUUAGAAAGAAGAGCAAACACAGAUGUCCUCUGGUGUGUUCUGCUUUUGGUGAUAAUGUGUUUAACCGGCGCACUGGGUCAUGGAAUCUGGUUGAGUAGAUAUGAAAACAUACCCCUUUUCCAAAUCCCUGAGCCUGAUGGGCAUGUCAUAUCACCAGUGUUGGCAGGAUUCUACAUGUUUUGGACCAUGAUCAUUUUGUUACAGGUCUUGAUUCCCAUUUCCCUCUAUGUUUCCAUUGAAGUCGUGAAGCUUGGACAAAUAUAUUUUAUUCAAAGUGAUGUGGAUUUCUACAAUGAGAAAAUGGAUUCUACUAUCCAGUGCCGAGCCCUGAACAUCACGGAGGAUCUAGGACAGAUUCAGUACCUCUUUUCUGAUAAGACAGGAACCCUCACUGAGAAUAAGAUGGUUUUUCGAAGAUGUAGUGUGGCAGGCUUUGAUUACGGUCAUGAAGAAAAUGCCAAGCGGUUAGAGUCCUAUCAGGAAACUGCCUCUGAAGAUGAGGAUCUUGCAGACACUCCCAGUGGCUCCCUUGGCAAUAUGGCGAAACCGAGGGUCCCCAACUGCAGGAUGGCUCCUAACGGGCCUUUGCGAAGUAAAUCCUCAAGUCAUCUUGCUGGGAGCUGUUCUGCUCUAGCAAGUGGAGAAGGAUCUGGCGAAACGCCUCAUUCCAGACAGGCUGCUUUCAGUAGCCCCAUCGAAACAGAUGUGGUGCCAGACACCAGGCUUUUGGACAAAUUUAGUCAGAUUACACCUCAGCUCUUUGGCCCCCUGGAUGAGACCAUCCCAGAUCCACCACAGGAGAGUCUGUGCAUCAUUGACUUCUUCAUUGCUUUGGCAAUUUGCAACACAGUAGUGGUUUCUGCUCCUAACCGACCACGACAAAAGAUCCGACUCUCUUCACUAAGUGGGAUGCCCAUUAAGUCUUUGGAGGAGAUUAGAAACCUUUUCCAGAGACUGUCCGUCCGAAGAUCGAGCUCACCAUCUCUCGCCAGUGGGAAGGAGCCAUCUCCUGGGGCCCCGACCGCCUUUGUGAGCAGACUCGCCCUCUUCAGCCGAGUGAAACCGGCCUCCCCUGCGGAAGGAGAGGCCUCCCAGACAGCGGGGAGCCCGCCGGGGCCUGGCAGCUCCGCUUGCCCCACGGAAACAGAGAGACAAAACGGUGAUGCGGGCAUCACCCACGGCCAGGCGGACGCCCUCCCCGGACAGCCCUUGACCUCCAGUCUGUGCUACGAGGCGGAGAGCCCGGAUGAGGCGGCCUUAGUGUAUGCCGCCAGGGCUUACCAAUGCACUUUGCAGUCCCGGACCCCGGAGCAGGUCAUGGUGGACUUCGCUGCUCUGGGCCCGUUAACAUUUCAACUCCUACACAUCCUGCCCUUCGACUCAGUGAGGAAAAGAAUGUCCGUUGUGGUCCGGCACCCGCUUUCUCACCAAGUUGUGGUGUAUACAAAGGGUGCCGACUCUGUGAUCAUGGAAUUGCUCUCCGUGGCUUCCCCAGAUGGAGCAAGUCUGACCAAACAACAGGUGAUGAUAAGGGAGAAAACCCAGAAACACUUGGAUGACUAUGCCAAACGAGGCCUACGCACUUUAUGUAUAGCCAAGAAGGUCAUGAGUGACACUGAAUAUGAAGAGUGGCUGAGGAACCAUUUUUUAGCUGAAGCCAGCAUUGACAACAGGGAAGAAUUACUGCUUGAAUCUGCCAUGAGGUUGGAGAACAAACUGACUUUACUUGGUGCCACUGGCAUUGAAGACCGUCUGCAGGAGGGAGUCCCCGAGGCCAUCGAAGCCCUUCACAAAGCCGGCAUCAAGAUCUGGAUGCUGACAGGGGACAAGCAGGAGACGGCUGUCAACAUCGCCUACGCGUGCAAACUGCUGGAGCCGGAUGACAAGCUCUUUAUCCUCAACACCCAGAGUAAAGAUGCCUGUGAGGUGCUGAUGGGCACAAUUUUGAAAGAACUCCAGAAGAAGAAUCCAGUCUCUCCAGAGAAAGCAUGUUUAAGUGAGGAUGUACCCUACCAGCCUUCUGCCCCCCGGGCCUCGGGGCUGCGGGCUGGGCUCGUGGUCACCGGGAAGGCGCUGGAGUUCGCCCUGCAGGAGAGCCUGCAGAGGCAGUUCCUGGAGCUGACUGCUUGCUGCCAGGCCGUGGUCUGCUGCAGAGCCACACCCCUGCAGAAAAGCGAGGUGGUGAAACUGGUGCGCAACCAUCUCCGGGUGAUGACCCUGGCCAUUGGUGAUGGUGCCAAUGACGUUAGCAUGAUUCAAGUGGCAGACAUUGGGAUUGGGAUCUCAGGUCAAGAAGGCAUGCAGGCUGUGAUGGCCAGCGACUUUGCCAUUUCUCAGUUUAAACAUCUCAGCAAGCUCCUCCUUGUCCAUGGGCACUGGUGUUACACACGACUGUCCAACAUGAUCCUCUACUUUUUCUACAAGAAUGUGGCCUAUGUGAACCUCCUUUUCUGGUACCAGUUCUUUUGUGGGUUUUCAGGAACAUCCAUGACUGACUAUUGGGUUUUGAUCUUCUUCAACCUCCUUUUCACAUCCGCCCCUCCCAUCAUCUACGGCGUUUUGGAGAAAGACGUGUCUGCGGAGACCCUCAUGCAGCUGCCCGAACUUUACCAGAGCGGCCAGGCAUCAGAGGCAUACUUACCCCUCACCUUCUGGAUCACCUUGUUGGAUGCCUUUUAUCAAAGCCUGGUCUGCUUCUUUGUGCCUUACUAUACCUACCAGGGCUCAGACAUUGACAUCUUUACGUUUGGAAACCCCCUGAACACAGCUGCUCUGUUCAUCAUUCUCCUCCAUCUGGUCAUUGAAAGCAAGAGUUUGACGUGGGUCCACGUGCUGGUCAUCGUUGGGAGCAUCCUGUCUUACUUCUUCUUCACCUUGGCGUUUGGAGCCAUGUGUGUCACCUGCAACCCCCCCUCCAACCCGUACUGGAUCAUGCAGGAGCACCUGCUGGACCCCGUCUUCUACUUCGUCUGUGUCCUCACCGUCUGCGUGGCUCUUCUCCCCAGGUUUAUAUACCGAGUUCUUCAGGGAUCCCUGUUUCCGUCGCCACUCCUGAGGGCUAAGCACUUGGACAGACUGACUCCAGAGGAGAGGACUGAAGCGCUCAAGAAGUGGAGAGGGGCUGGGAAGAUGGGUCAAGCAACGUCUACGUGUGCUGACCACUCAGCUGCCACGUCAGAGGGAGGAGCCAUGAGUGGGCCUUCUGUCGCCUUUGCCAUGAUGUCAGCCACUUCCUGUGCUGUUGAGCAAGGAAAUGAACAUGAAACUGCCUUGGACUCAGACCAUUGUGAAAUGGAGACCUCAUGGGUGGCUGGACCCUCAAACGGUUAA
Messenger RNA from Pipistrellus nathusii (Nathusius's pipistrelle), 4269 nucleotides. The record is from the annotation of a GenBank genome assembly. Lineage: Eukaryota; Metazoa; Chordata; Mammalia; Chiroptera; Vespertilionidae.